Menidia menidia (Atlantic silverside) is the source of this 1069-nucleotide messenger RNA. Lineage: Eukaryota; Metazoa; Chordata; Actinopteri; Atheriniformes; Atherinopsidae. The record is from the annotation of a GenBank genome assembly.
AGGAGCUGAUGAUGCUUAACUCAUGCACAGUUGUGAGAGUUUAAUGGCUAUUUUUUAUUGUUAAUUUAAAAGAUUGCAUUGUAUUUUUCCCUAACUGGAAAAAAAGACUGCAAAAAAAAAAAAAGACAUCAGAAGCUUUUAGACCGCUGUGAUCCGAGUAUCAAAAAUGAUCAGGAGCUUGUUUCUGCUUUGUGUGGCUGGGAAUUUAGGAGUAGUCCAUUCAGGGCCAAUCAGGAAGACCAGCAAGACAGAAGAAAAGGCUGCGACGCAGGAAGACGUCAAUGUUCUCAUGUAUGGUGUCAUACAGUUGAGUGAAUCUCUUAGCCAUGUUUAUGAAACCACUGAAGCAAAGGUAGAGAAAAUCAGACAGGCUCUGAAGAAUCACGAAGUGACUCUCCUGAAUCUGGAGAAGCAGGCCGAGCAGGCGGCGGAGGUGGAGAAACAGAUAAAGGACGUCAUGCAGUUGUUACAGGCCCAGAUGGUCACCCAACAAGUUCAGACCCAAAUGACGAAAGACCAGCUGGACAGCAUGGAAAAGGACGAGGUACAACUGCAGUCUAAAGUAAAGACACUGGAGAUGGUCCUCAACAACUUUGCACCUACCCGCAUCAAGGAGCUGCAGGAGAAAGCGGAGGAGCACUUCAGUGUCCUGCAGGGUUUACAGGUUUUGACCCAGUUCCACAAAGAGAAUAUUGAGGCUCAGAAUGAGGAGCUGUCCAGACUGCAGAUGAUGAUUGAUGCUGUGGCAUAACCAUAACCAUAUAAAGAAAAACAACAGAUCAUCUACUGAAAGAGAAAAAGCCAUCUUCAUCUCAACUCCUCAAUGUCACUGCACUCCUUUCUGACUCAACUAUACUGUAGACCCACUGUUGUGCAAAGAAAUAUUUUUGUUGGAAGCCUUGUGAUUUUGUCAUGUCUCUCUUUUAUUUUAUGUUUUUUGUAUCUUAUGUCUUUACAACGACGACACUAUCUUUAAAGAAAGACUUUCAAAUGAAGUUGUUAAAUUAUUAACAUUUUGUUUAUGUACAUAUCUUUAUCUAUACAUAUACACACAAGUAAAAAUGUUGUU